GAAGUAGACAAAGCCCAGAGUAGAUCUGCCACGAGAGCCGACCCCAUUGAGAUAAAGCAGCCGCCUACCGCCUUGGACUUAGCCCUGGCCAACGCCGCGGCUACCGUCACUCCUACAUCCACCGGCUACGAUGGACUCGCAGCCAGCGGUGCUGCUAUUAAAGAGCUUGGCCAUCAUUACGUACAAACUGAAAUUCAAAAUGCAGUUCAAGUGGUGAAGAAGCCCUUGCCUACCUCCAACUGCGUCGUGCCUUUCUCUCGCCGCGCGGGGACCCCGAAGAAAGUUCCCAAGCCCGCGAAACCCAAAUGGUAGUCAGUUUAGUCACUAAAAAUUUAUUGUUAUUGAUGAUCCUCGUGGGUUUAGUUGAAAUGGUUCGGAGGUUGGUUAUCGAUUCGCGCACCCAAAGUAGUGACGAACUCGCCGUGAUGCCUGGGAUUUCGAGGGAAAGUUAGCAGAGGCUCGAAUUUUAGCAUAGAUGGAAGCGUUUGUGAAGAAGACCACUAAAAAAUGAUGCAAGUUCAAGUAGAUGUGAUCGACAAGAAGCUGGAAAACGAAAUUGGAUGGGAAAGGGGAAAAGAAACAGAAUUGAAAGAGGGGAGUUUAGUGAAAAGCUUAAGGAAAAAGAAACAGAAUUGGAAUCGAAGCUCAAGGAAUUGGAUGGGAGAACUGGAAAUUUGGAGACAGUGAUGAGCAAAACAGAAGAAUUCCAACAGGCGGCGCUAAAGCUCCGGAAAUCAGAUCCGGAACGACCAACUCAAGCAGAUCCACUUUUGAGCUCCACCGCAGGGCAGAUUGGUUCCCAGCCUGAAUCUCCACCUGCAAAGCCUAAGAAGUCCGAGGAUCCAAGAAAGCUUCCGAAAAAGUAUGAGAUCUGCUCUGUCCAAGGCGGGAGAUCUGCUAUGUGAUGCAAAGUGCUGUAGUUGUUAAACGAAGAGGGAGGGAGUGCUGAAGAAAGGAAAAUACUAAUUUAUCCCUGUUAAAUCGGAGCUUUGGCCGGAAACUGGUCGGAUGGAGUUAUGUGACCAAAAAUAAUUAUUUUCAGGGACUAAAUCGAUGAAAAAAGAAUUAAAGGGCAACAUUGACAGUUUGAUAACAAUUGAGGGAUCAAAUCGGUGAUUUCCCCUAAAUUUAUUAUUGAUUGAUUGAUUA
Messenger RNA from Ipomoea triloba (trilobed morning glory), 1149 nucleotides. RefSeq lists its product as uncharacterized. The transcript has 2 exons. The coding region runs from base 561 to 905 and encodes 114 amino acids. NCBI's taxonomy places the organism in Eukaryota, Viridiplantae, Streptophyta, Magnoliopsida, Solanales, Convolvulaceae. The record is from RefSeq and is a predicted model, not a curated record.